Messenger RNA from Dunckerocampus dactyliophorus (ringed pipefish), 5220 nucleotides. RefSeq names its product ATP synthase subunit a-like. Bases 1435 to 2652 code for a protein of 405 amino acids. The record is from RefSeq and is a predicted model, not a curated record. NCBI's taxonomy places the organism in Eukaryota, Metazoa, Chordata, Actinopteri, Syngnathiformes, Syngnathidae. The transcript is spliced from 2 exons.
UUUUUUUUUUUUUUAACUUCAUGCUUUUUGUAAGAUUACAGCUUUUUUUCUCUUAAUCUGACUUUAUGACUUAAUGCUCGGAAAAUUAAAAAAAAAAAAAAACAAUGCAAAAUUGCUGUUCUUUUUUCCAUUUUUGCAGUUUUAUGUUGUUUUUUUUAAUACAUUUUUUAGGGGGGAGAGCCACAGGCCACCAAAUUACUGCUCUUUUUUUUCCAUUUUAGCAGUUUUAUGUUGUUGUUUUUUUUCAUUAAUUUUUUUUUGGGGGGGGGGCACAGGCCACCAAAUGACUGCUCUUUUUUUUUUAACAUUUUUCUGUUUUAUACAUUUUCUCUUUUUUAAAUUUAAUACAUUUAUUUAGAGUGUGCUGAGGACCAAUAAAAAAAACGCCGUGGGCCACAAAUGGCUUCCGGGCCGCACUUUGGACACCCCUGCCGUAAGAGGACAUUGAUCCACUUGUGUACCUUGUGGUCAUGGACAACCUUAUGAACCGUUUUUCCUUUUGCGAGAACAUUUUUUAUUUAACGCCGCUGAAUCCCGAUGUAACGGACAUAUGUGAUGAGCUAAUUCCCGAUUUGGAUCAGAUGGAGAGCUGUGUCUGUUCAUUAUGCCGAUACCCCACCCCGUUGUUGUCAUCACUUCCAGCUCUUGGGUGUACUGGCCCUUUAAAUCCAACAUCAGCAAGAUGAUGUGUCAUAAUGGACUCAUUAUUUAUUUUGAAUAUUGUGGGGGGAAAAAAAAUCGUAUUAAUUCCAUUUUAAGUGGAAGAGUGGUCAUUAUUCCAUUUUUGGCUCAACAUCCUCUCCCUGUGUAAGUAGUGGUUACCAUGGAAACAGCAGCGAGACUCGACCUUCAGUCAACAAGAGUAUAAGACAGUGUGUGCGCGUGCGCGACUUCGGGCCUUGUUAGAGACGCAAAAACUGUUGUAUAGAGAAGAAAAACAAAACAAAUGUACAUUUUUUUGUAUAAAUAUUUUUAUCAAAAGGCAUGUUUAAUGUAACUUUGUACUUUGAGUUGAUGUACAAAACAAAGAAGAAGAAGAAGGUUGUGGCAUAUGACGAGCGCUGUCAGGCCAGACAGAUCAUUCAGCCAUUGUGUAUAUAACAACUUGUGUUCCUAUGAUUCAAUAAAGUUUGUGUCACGUUUAAUUAAACCCGCGUUUUCAUAGUGUAACACUUUCAGGGUUCCCUUGACAAAACACACACCGCCACCCACUGGCACGGGGCUGCACUGCGGAAAUGCUGAGACACGAGCGAGUACAGUGUUACCUCGUUUAACGCGGGGUUACGUUCCAAAAAAUACCCGUGUUAAGUGAAAUCCGUGUAGUAGAAGUUGAUAUUUUUUUCAUUUUUUAUUUAUGUUUUUACGUUCAGUAUAUAUUUUUUUGUUUUCAGGAUUUGUUGUUUUGUUUAGAGGAUGUUUUUUCAUUAAUUAUAUAUGUUUUUUUGUUUACAGUGCAUGUUUUUUCGUUUACAGGAUUUUUUUGUUUAUUAUAUUUUUUUGUUUACAGUAUAUGUUUUUUUGUUUAUUAUGUUUUUUUGUUUACAGGAUAUGUUUUUUCAUUUAUUAUAUAUGUUUUCUUGUUUACAGUGCAUGUUUUUUCAUUUACAGGAUUUUUUUUAUGUUUUUUUGUUUACAGUAUGUUUUUUGUUUAGAGGAUAUGUUUUUUUGUUUAUUUUUUUGUUUAUUAUGUUUUUUUGUUUACAAUAUAUGUUUUUUGUUUACAAGAUAUGUUUUUUUUGUUUAUUAUGUUUUUUGUUUACAGGAUAUGUUUUUUCAUUUAUUAUAUAUGUUUUCUUGUUUACAGUGCAUGUUUUUUUGUUUACAGGAUUUUUUUUGUUAUGUUUUUUUGUUUACAGUAUAUGUUUUUUUUGUUUAUUAUGUUUUUUGUUAAAUGUUUUUGUUUACAGGAUAUGUUUUUUUGUUUACAAGAUUUUUUUUUGUUUAUUAUAUGUUUUUUUGUUUACAGGAUAUGUUUUUUCAUUUAUUAUAUGUUUUUGUUUACAAGAUAUGUUUUUUUGUUUAUUAUUUUUUUUUGUUUACAGGAUAUGUUUUUUUGUUUAUUUAUUUUUUUUUACAGGAUAUGUUUUUUCAUUUAUAUAUGUUUUUUGUUUACAAGAUGUUUUUUUUGUUUUUUAUAUGUUUUUUGGUUACAGUAUAUGUUUUUUGUUUAUAAGAUGUUUUUUUGUUUAUUAUAUGUUUGUUUUGUUUACAGGAUAUGUUUUUUCAUUUAUUAUAUGUUUUUUGUUUACAAGAUAUGUUUAUUUGUUUACAGUAUAUUUUUUUUGUUUACAGGAUAUGUUUUUUUGUUUAUUAUAUGUUUUUUUGUUUACAGUAUAUGUUUUUUUGUUUUUUAUGUUUUUUUGUUUACAGUAUAUGUUUUUUGUUUACAAGAUAUGUUUUUGUUUAUUAUGUGUUUUUUUGUUUACAGUAUAUGUUUUUGUUUACAAGAUAUGUUUUUGUUUAUUAUGUGUUUUUUUGUUUACAGUAUAUGUUUUUGUUUACAAGAUAUGUUUUUUUGUUUAUGUGGGGUUUUUUUGUUUACAGUAUAUGUUUUUUCAUUUAUUAUAUAUGCUUUUUGUUUAUAUUGCAUGUUUUUUCGUUAACAGGAUAUGGUUUUUUUUUUCGUUUAUUACAUGUGUUUUAAGGCUGUAAAACCCCUCACCACACACUUUAUCCACUUUUCUCAGGCAUGAGAAAAUAUAUAUGUUGCACAUAGAGGGCUUUAAAAGUGCGGAUCACACCUCGGUCCGUGGGCUGAAUCAGCCAUGUCGUGUUUCCAAAACCAGCCUGUCUCAUCCAUAUGAAAAACGUGUUCAGGCUUGUAUCCCCCUUCCUCCAUGACGGCUUCAAAUUUGCUCAUGUUUGCGGCCUCUCGGUGGUCUUGCUGCGGACAGUUAUAGCCCUUUUUGCAUCCUUGUUCAAAUGUGCUGCUGCUGUUGUCCUGAUGUUAUUUUCCUCCUUCUUUAUGCUACGAACCCAAGAUUCAUUUAUUCCGUAAUGGCGCCUCGCCUUUGACAUUAGCGUUAGCACUGCUGUACUGUGCUUUAGCACGGGCACACACAUUAACUAUGCUGAGCGUUGAAAAACAUCAAGAGUCGGUAGCGAGACGAGCGUCCACAUUCACGCCAUUGUGUCAAAAAAAGCAUGCUGAGAGACGAGCGUUGACACUGAUGCCGUAUUGAUGAGCAUUGAUGUGACUACUGAGCGUCACAAAUGGUGGAAUGCAGCGUUGACGCCACAGCGCUACACUACUGUACGUCAAAAACGCCACAAUGCGCAGACACACGCUCAUCCUGUUGUCUGCGAAGAGGAAGUAGCAAGACAAGCGUUCCAGUUCAUGUCAUUGGGUCAAAAAGGUAUGCUGGGAGAUGAGCAUUCACACUCAGCUGGGAAGCUGUGCAUCAAAAACUGCAGAAUGCCGUUCCAAGCCUUUAUGAGCAUUAAAGUUGUGCCACACGCACUUCGUCAGCAUCGGGGGGUUGCAGCCUCGUUAUUUGGCGAGCCGUGCUUCUCACUGCUGCUACAAAAAUGGAUGGAAGAUCAGCACAGAACGUUUUGGGGUAAAACCCAAUGUAAAAGAGAGUUUUCUCAUUUAAAGCGGCGGGAGAAGCAACCAGAAUGUUCCUCUCUGGGGCUCCCAAGUUGAUUACGCACCCUCGUCACCCCAGCUUGGUGGCGGCCAUUUUGUCAUGCAAGGCUGUCCUUUAAUAGAAACACAGAUCAAUAUUCCAUUGGGCUGGGAAUGAGGUUGGGAUGGAGGACGGCGGCAAAUUCAUUUUAUUCUCCGCCGAGUGUGAUAGGGCUUGAUGGAACGUUUGCGAAGAGUACAGUUAGACAUCAUCUCCCACUUGUGUAGUUCACAUUCGUACAAUUCAUUUUGAUCCAACUACUUUAAUUAAGGCCCUUAAUUGCCUGGUGACCAACUAUAGUAUCGGAGCAGGAGUGUGUGUGUGUGUGUGUGUGUGUGUGUGUGUGUGUGUGUGUGUGUGUGUGUGUGUGUGUGUGUGUGAAUGCUUCACAAUCCAACACAAAGCAAAUAGGAGCAGCUGUGUGCAGUCAUGCCACUCACGCUGCAGCCUAAUGGUGUGUUGCAGACCCUGCCGGUCCUCAUUAACCCCACGCUGUUACCUUCCUUUUAUCUUGACUGUGGAGAAAUUGCUUCUAACGGGUAGCAGAGGGAUUAUGUCUCCCAAAUUACCACACAAAAAGUCCAUCAACAGGGUGGAUCAACCUAAAACCUGACACAAAAACACACUUUUUGAAUGGACUUAGUGCCGAGAGGCCAGCAUUUGCACGAGUUCUACUGUGCAAACAUAGGAUAGAAGCAGCGGGACAUGCACGCACAUCUUAAUGUGCGUUGAGAAAGACGCGACACGCUUGCAAGUGUUCUUAAAUGACUCUGCUCGUGCCGGGAGACGAGCAUUCACUUUCAUGGUCGCGGCCAUACUGCAGCCCAUCCCGGCCGACUUCGGGCGAGAGGCGGGGCACAUCCCGGACGACUGGUCGCCAUUCAAUCGCAGGUCUCUUAGCAUUAGCACAUGAAUUAGUUUUUCACACGUGAAUACUCGUCUCUCGGCAUCCAGUACAUACACAUCUGACGUAGAAUAACAUUCGUGAUUCUGUCUCAUAUUCUUCACGUAGAGUAGCGAUUGGGUGUUGAAUAAUUACUUUUUGAUGAAUAGCAUUCAUGUAAAUGCUCAUCUGUCGGCACGCAUGCUCCCUCCGGGGGAUUUGGCGGCGCAUGGCAGGGAUGAAUGCCGCGAGCAACGACAGCGGCAACUGUGCAGCUUGUAAAAUGUCAGAUGAAAUGAUGGUGCAACCUUUUGGAAAGGUUAGCCAUAACAAGGGUGGAUGCUGUAUCACCCCGACAGAAAAGUGAGGAUGAAGACAUCCGAGGAAGAAGCGAAUGUGCCGGCCAUCGCUAAAUGAUGUUCUCUGCCCGGUGCUGAGAGAAGAGCUGAGCAGCGUUGUCAACAUUCACGGAUUCCUUUGGCGGCUCUCUGACAAUCUAAGAGAGAAGACAGUUGAGAAGUUGAGAUCAACACAUAUGACCUGACGAGCUCAUCAUGAUCUCACCAGCGUUUGUGUUUUUGGUUCUGGAGCCACACUUUUGGAAACAUUCGUCACAUCCCUCUGGACCUCGGAGAAGAUCUGAUUGAGGUUCUCCACCUUCUCGUUCUUCACCGCGUUGAUCUGUGGAGACACGGGUUACACUGGAGC